AUGGCUGCUGGGAACAGUGGGUUCACGGGAUCUCAUAACGACUUAAGGAUGUCGGACGAGCCAGGCGAAGUUGGGAAAACCAUGAAAGAAAGGCUCUCGGAACAAGAAGAACAAGACAAACCACGCACCCAGAAAACGUCAGAAACCCAAAAAGCAGUUGAGCAGCAGAGUGACAGGAACAACCCUACAGAUGAGGGAAAGACGAGUCAGGUUCAACAAGCGGAUGAGUCAGUGCAGGUGGGCCCAUCCCUGAUUACAGGUGAGAAGGGGAAAGUCAACGAAACAAGGCAUCAUACAGAUUCCGGGGGCAGUGGCCCCUUGGUAAAGCGGCCGAAGCAAGCUGUAACCCAGCCUGCUGCCAGACCCAGGUUCAAAAUCACUGCAAGUGAGUACACUCUAUUGUACUAA
This is a messenger RNA of Branchiostoma belcheri (Belcher's lancelet), 408 nucleotides long. RefSeq lists its product as uncharacterized. The record is from RefSeq and is a predicted model, not a curated record. Lineage: Eukaryota; Metazoa; Chordata; Leptocardii; Amphioxiformes; Branchiostomatidae. The transcript has 4 exons. The coding region runs from base 1 to 408 and encodes 135 amino acids.